AUGUCUACGGCUUCUGCGUCAACUCCGGAAGGCACAUCACCUGCCAAUCCUAGUGCACCCUCAGCCGAGUCCACAAUAAGCCCCACUGACCGCACAAUUCUCGAAUACCUGCGGAGUAAAGGGUACAAGGGUGCGGAAAAAGAAUUUCUCGCGGCCGUUGAAAAGCCUGCUUCAGAUGACAAGGGAAAGAACCCGGAGGCUACUGCCGCAACGUCGACGACAGUUAGCUCUGAGGAACUCGUGAAGUCUGAGGCUGUGCAGUCACAGCGGCCCUCGCGACCCGGAGAAAAUGCCCUUAGGGAACCCGCCACUGCUUUGCAAGAACUGGCAUCCCUGGGCAACUCAACGAAUGUGCAAAAUCUCAUAUCCAGCAUAGACGCGGUCGGUGCUGAAGAGAUACUGUCGCUCGAUCCAACCGACAAACAAGAAGGUUUCCGAGAGCUUGAAGCGUGGGUAGAUGGGUCGCUUGACAUGUAUCGACCUGAGUUUCGGCCUAUCCUAUUUCCCAUUUUCUGCCAUUUCUACCUUGAUCUCAUACAAUAUGGCUUCAAGGAAGCUGCCAUCAGAUUCUAUACCGAGUUCUCCCCUUCGUUGGGACCUUCCCAUAGUGCCACAUUACACCACCUAUCCACCCUCUUGCUCCCUGCGCAUGUGCAAAACGAUGAGCUUGCCCAGCGGUUCCGUAAUGAGAAGUAUACUAUUCGGAUGAGCCGUUCAGGUUUUGACCUGCUUGUUGGCUGGCUGACAGAAGGUGUUGGUGGCGAGGCAACAGGACAAGGGGAAGGCUUCUCAGGAGAAAAAGGAAAACGAGGACGAGCUGCAAUGCUGCGAGUGGUAAACAACCACCUACGUUUCGACGUAACGCCAUCGUCGACGACAUCCGUCUCCCUGAACGCAUGGGAAGAGUCUACGGGUCUCUUGUCCUCCGCCAUUCCCCAGGCGAAUGGAAAUGCAACACUCACUAAUCCCAACUCCUUUAACGCAUCCAAGGGGGAGUUGAAGCUAGGACCGGCACCUGUACCCGAAGAACUCCGGGCAGAAGCAGAGCGCGUCAUGAGAGAACAGGCUAUGAUGGACCGCGACCCGGGAGCUCAAUAUGACCCUCAGCUGUACUCAAAGGCCCUAGCGCCGCAGCCAGGGGUAGUCGCUCCUUCUCCGUCUGACCUGCCACCCUAUCCUCCGUCCUUCAAAACUAUUGAUGUGAAGAGGGAAGUCGAGAGGGUGCGCGAUGCGCGAAAGAGGAUCCGACUUGAGCGCCCCAGCACACAUGGAGCCGCGUCGCAAGGGCAUGCGCCAAGGAAUCUCCCAUUACCUAGUAUUUGCGCCUACACCUUACACGAUGUAGGCGAAGGUGUGCCGUGUUGCACGUUCUCCAUGGACACCUCCUUGAUGGCGGCCGGCUUCUCUGAAAGCUAUAUUCGGCUAUGGAGUCUUAAGGGCGAGAAGCUCAAAGGAUAUAGGAGCGACUUUCAAUCCAGUUCUAUAAAAGACGUCCGCGAAAAGGGCGGAGACACCACACGCAAACUGAUUGGACACAGCGGCCCCGUGUACUCGGUUGCCUUCGACCCUGUCAGCGGGUCAGCGGCUCCUCCCCGCUAUUUGCUCUCAGCAUCUGCGGAUGCGACUACUCGGCUAUGGUCUCUAGAUACCAUGUCAAACGUUGCGGCAUACCGAGGACAUCAAAAUCCAGUCUGGGAUGUCCAAUGGGGCCCUAUGGGAAUCUACUUCGCAACCGCCAGCAGAGACAGGACUGCACGGCUGUGGUCAACAGACAGAACCUCUGCACUCCGAGUAUAUGCGGGCCACCUGAGCGAUGUCAACAGUGUCCGCUUUCAUCCUAAUUCAUUGUACCUCGCCACGGGUUCUAGUGAUUGGACAACCCGAUUGUGGGAUGUACAGAAGGGUUCUUGUGUCCGUGUCUUCAUCGGGCAUCAAGGCAUUGUCUCGACUCUCGCAUUUAGUCCAGACGGGCGAUAUCUAGCUAGUGCAGGAGAAGAUCUCGCCAUUAAUCUGUGGGAUAUUGGUUCUGGCCGCCGAAUCAAGAAGAUGACGGGCCAUACAGCGUCCAUUUAUUCUCUCGCCUUCAGUGCGGAAUCUAGUAUGUUAAUCUCCGGCGGAGCUGAUUGGACUGUGCGCUGCUGGGACGUGGAGAGCGCGGGUGGGCCGCUUACGAAGACUCGGGAAAAUGGCUGUGUCUUGUCUAGAACCGACCUCAUGGCAACAUUCCCCACGAAACGGACACCCGUCAUUAAUGUGCAAUUCACACCAAGGAACCUCUGUUUAGCGGCUGGUCUAUACCUGAGUCCCGAGCAACGAUGA
Molecule: messenger RNA, 2319 nt
Organism: Postia placenta MAD-698-R-SB12
Lineage: Eukaryota; Fungi; Basidiomycota; Agaricomycetes; Polyporales; Adustoporiaceae
Exons: 9
Coding region: 1-2319 (772 amino acids)
Biological process (GO): transcription initiation at RNA polymerase II promoter
Cellular component (GO): transcription factor TFIID complex
Molecular function (GO): RNA polymerase II general transcription initiation factor activity; protein binding
Source: RefSeq, a predicted model, not a curated record